AUGCCGGGCACCGAGCACGUGAAGCAAAUCUGGGGGCUCGCUGUUCCACAACAAGCCUUCAAGUAUCCUUUCCUCUUACACAGCAUACUAGCCUUUUCCGCGAACCAUCUCGCUUACAUCAACACUUCCAGGGCCACACACUUUCGUAUGGCCGCCUCGACACAUCAAAGCGCAGCACUGACAGGGCUCAACCAGGCCGUUGCCAACAUUGGGCCUCUGAACUGCCAUGCUAUCUUCGCUGCAGCAUCAAUGACCGUUAUCAACGCAUUUGCUGACGCGCAUGCGUACAACUUGGACGUUCUGGUGGAGAUUCUGCAGCUAGCACGCGGCAUGGAUUAUGUACUUACCAGUGUGACCGACAUGCUGAGAAAAGGUCCCUUCGCAGCCAUUGUCCGGCCUGCUGAAGAAAUGCCUAAGCCACCGUCCUUGUUAUCUGCCCUUCUCGUGGACAUCCAAGCGCUGAGCUGUCCCACUUCUGCAAAUCCAUCGCCGGACGACAUCAAUGCGGCUAGGGCGGCUGAAGUACUCCGAAAUGGUCUUCAGUAUUCGUUGGAGACUUCUACUCAUCCAGCCUUGCGAGCGACGAUGAUCUGGCCGAUCGCCGUCGCGCCGGAGUUCAUCGAAGCGCUCAAAUCGAGGACACAUCCUGGAACUAGGGCCAUCUUCAAGCACUAUUGUCAACUCAUGGAGUAUGCAAGUACUGACUUCUGGUUCUACACAGGAUGGAGGGGCAUCUCGCAACACUUGUGA
This is a messenger RNA of Alternaria viburni, 750 nucleotides long. RefSeq lists its product as uncharacterized. Gene Ontology annotation, molecular function: DNA-binding transcription activator activity, RNA polymerase II-specific. Gene Ontology annotation, biological process: regulation of transcription by RNA polymerase II. The coding region runs from base 1 to 750 and encodes 249 amino acids. The transcript has a single exon. The record is from RefSeq and is a predicted model, not a curated record. NCBI's taxonomy places the organism in Eukaryota, Fungi, Ascomycota, Dothideomycetes, Pleosporales, Pleosporaceae.